AUGCUUCCGCAUAGCUUCCAGGUCUCUGCUAUCGACGCCUACCUCCGGAAGGCUGGCGGGUCGGAGCGCAUCUCGCGGCUCUCGGUGCUCUUCGGGGAGGGCAACGGCAUCUUGGCUGAGAAGAAUCGUUGGGCUCCGGGUGUCUUCUCUAAAGCCAUCCUGAUUGCUUUUUUAGACACGGUGGUGGCAGAGAGUUCUGUGGCGGACCGUGAGCGCGAGCUCAAGGCACAUGACGCGGACAUGGCCAAGCUGAGUGGCACUCAGCCACACGCAUGGCUUCUUGCACUCUUGUUCUUCUUCCUCGCUGAGAGUCAGGACUAUGAUCAGCGCAGGUCGAAAUUUCAGCAGCAACUGUUUCAAGAACAGGCAGCCAGGGCUCAGUCGGCUUCGGCCGCAGCCUCGAGCGACCUGCUGAACUUGCUCGGUCACCCUCGGCUGCUGCAGCACUUGCAGAGCUUUGGAGGUGUCGCGGCCGAUCUUGCGCGCCAGGGGCCGGAAGCAUUGCUGAGCAGGCUAAGGGCGGACAUGGAGGUAACAGAGUUGCUGACCAGCUUCCCAGCAGAUGCUGCCGAGGAACCUAUCAUGUGCGGCAUGAAUUUGAGCAUCGCCACCUCAGCGCAACAUCUCUACAACUCAUGGGAGCUAAAUGUGUUGGGACUCUCAUCCCACUGCGACUUCGACGAACAAAAGAUGGAAGACAUGAUGCAGCAGUCUUUUUUCGGCUGUCGUGCGUUCACUGGAGGUUUGGCGCAGCCCUCAUCCAUCACAGAGGCCCGGGACAGACUGAUCUACGUUGCAUACAACAUCAUGCGCUUGGACGAGGGCGUGUGUCGAUUGAAUGAAUGCCAGUACGGCAGUGUCAGACUGGUUCUUUCGCGGGAGUACCUUCGGAAUAUGACCUUGCUCGUUCCUGUUGACACGGGCUGGUGGAGCGCAGAUUGCAAAGACAUGUCAGGUCCGCAUACCAUAAAUUGCUCGGCAUGGCCGUUGCCGAGCGAGCCAGGCACUCUGGAGCAUUAUGACCACAGCUUGUUGGCCCAUGCAAGGCUCACUUCUUUUGAAGGGCAGGGGGCUGACACGAUGGCGCGUGUUUUGGGGAGAAUGCUGAUGCCUGAGAAGAUGCCACUGAAUACGAGCCAGGGCCGAGACAUGUAUGGCUAUCUAGAAGCCGGCGCCCUUGGCCAGUUGUACUAUCCUUCAGCUGUGCGCAUCAUUGUUGCAAGCUUCUCUCGACUUUUUGGCACGAUGCAGGAAAAGGGGUUGAUUGAGUGGGCGAAGCUACAUAGUUGGCCGCUUGCCUGGUCUCUUGGCCUGAUGGAUGAUGACGGGUCUUGUGGCUGGAACUUCAGUACCAGAGGCGGCCACCUGGUGACCUUGGCAGAGCCUCGACUCUUGGACCCCAGAACAGCGCACUUGCUGAACGCCACGGUGGGCUCUCUGAGCUCUUUGAGCAAUUUGAGGGCCGAGGCGCUGAGGCUUCGUUUGCAAGGCAGGACGCCCAAGCGCUCGCCACAAGCAUGGCGACACUUCUGGGGCCGAGCGAAGGAGGCGCUGGAGCCAGGAAGCCUCCGGCCUUUGAGAGCUGGAGAUUGCUCAGAUCCAGAGCGACUCGAAGUACCUCAGAGCAGCGAGCCCUGUGACAAAGAUGCAGACUCGCAACACCCGGCCAUGGUGUUCUGCUUGGACUGCACAGACAGUGCCGCCAUGCUUUCGCGAGCCUUAGCAAAGUCGUUGGAGGAGUCAGAUUUGACGAUCGAUGCUGGCUUAGCGCGGAUCUUCCUGAUCAGCGACAUCCUCCAUAACUCGGCUUCCAGCAGCUCGCGCGGAGCUACACGCUACCGCAGCAACCUGCAAGAGCUCCUGCCAGCUGCCUGCGAGCAGUUUGGGUGCUGGCUGCGGGGCCGUGGCAGGGAGAGGCAGUCCAUUCGGCAUUCGCGGUCUGAAGCAGCUGUCCGGCAGGUCCUAGACUGUUGGCGCCAGUGGUCAAUCUUUCCCCCACUCUACCCGUCGGGUCUCGAGUCGCUUCUGUUUGCGGAGCUCCCAGAAAAGGACAGCUCCAAGGCACCGGAGGACCCAGAUCCAGAGCUCCAGUCCAGAUUAGCACACUGGAGGGACCCGGGCAAUGCGCCCCGGGCGCCCUACGCAGCGCGGCUUCGAGGCCUCGCUUGCUCUUCGCUGCCCGUGGCGGCCUGCGUGCUGCGGCUUUGCCACUUUGAGCGGUUCUGGCACAGUGCCGACCCUGCACGCCGGCAGCGCGCCGGCAUCCGGGCACCCAAUGAUGCGGAGAAGGUUGUCAUACAAGAGGAGUGGGACGGCGAGUCCCUGAGCGAGGCACGGCAAGUCUGGUGA
Symbiodinium pilosum is the source of this 2349-nucleotide messenger RNA. The record is from the annotation of a GenBank genome assembly. Lineage: Eukaryota; Dinophyceae; Suessiales; Symbiodiniaceae.